AUGUCGUUGUGGGUAGAUAAAUAUAGACCUAAAAAUUUAAAGCAAUUGUCAUAUCAUGAGUCAAUUACGCAAAAUCUAGCUGCUUUGGCAAGCACAGGUGAUUUUCCACAUUUGUUAGUUUAUGGACCUCCAGGCAGUGGUAAGAAAACAAGAAUUUAUUGUACUUUACAUGAAUUAUUUGGACCACAAGUAGAGAAAUUGAAAAUUGAUGUAAAGGUAUUUACUACCUCUUCUAAUAGAAAAUUAGAGUUUAAUGUUUUGAGUUCACCUUAUCAUUUAGAGAUCACACCUUCUGAUAUGGGAAACAAUGACAGAGUUGUCAUUCAAGAUUUAUUGAAAGAUGUUGCAUCAACAGAACAAGUAGAUUUUAGUAACCAAUCUAAGUCUGCAUCAAAGCAUAGAUUUAAGGUUGUUAUUAUAAAUGAAGCAGACUCAUUAAGUAGAGAUGCACAAGCAGCGUUGAGAAGAACAAUGGAGAAAUACUCAGCUAAUAUCAGAAUAAUUAUGAUAUGUAAUACGACAUCAAAUAUUAUAUCGCCUAUUAAGUCAAGAACAUUACUAGUGAGAAUACCUGCACCAUCUGAUCAAGAAAUCAGCAAUAUCUUGUUAUGCAUAGCCGAUAAAGAGUCAGUUAAGUUUAAUCCUCAUAAUGAAACAAAGAAGCAAGAAUUCUUCAACAAAGUAUCGAAAAGCUCAGAACGUAACUUGAGAAAAGCUUUAUUAUGUUUUGAAACGAUUCUGAUGCAAGGAGAACUGAUUGCAAUUAAUAAUACAGACCUGGCGGUGAUUGCAUUGGACUGGGAAGUAAUUAUUCAAAAUUUGGCUAAAUCCAUUGUAUCAAAUAGGACAGUUGCUAAUUUAGCCAAAGUAAGAGUGGUGUUUUACGAAUUGUUAUCCCAUUGUAUUCCUCCUAGAAUCAUUUUAAAGAAGCUUUUAUUUAACUUAAUUGAAGUAUCUAACAGCAAUGCAGCCAUAACUCAAAGUCUAGUUGAGAUCGGCGCAGUAUUCGAUGAACGUUUGAGUUUAGGGCAGAAGAGUAUAUUUCAUUUGGAGGGAUUUGUCGCUAAAUCGAUGGUUGCAUUAGAAAAACAAUAG
Molecule: messenger RNA, 1095 nt
Organism: Debaryomyces fabryi
Lineage: Eukaryota; Fungi; Ascomycota; Pichiomycetes; Serinales; Debaryomycetaceae
Gene: RFC5
Product: replication factor C subunit 5
Exons: 1
Coding region: 1-1095 (364 amino acids)
Biological process (GO): DNA-templated DNA replication; DNA repair
Cellular component (GO): Rad17 RFC-like complex; DNA replication factor C complex; Ctf18 RFC-like complex
Molecular function (GO): ATP hydrolysis activity; DNA clamp loader activity; DNA binding
Source: RefSeq, a predicted model, not a curated record